AUGGCUUCAAUUUCGGCGAAUAACCUCGUGCCCGCGCAGCCUCAAAGGCCCGCUCCACAGCAGAACCCCCAACAGGCGUCUGCGCCCCCGGUGACUCCAUCGCCCGCAACGGCCCGAGAGAAGGCUCGUGUCACUGUUCUGCUCGAUAUCAAUUCAAUGUUGUUGCAAGAGGUCGUGAAUUUGCAGGCAGCAGGCAAGGCCGGUGGUCCUCCAGCUCAGCCGCAGGACUCAAACCCGCCGUCGGAUCAGAACCCCGACACCGCAAAGGGGCCAACCCAGAAGCCCAGUCAGGAAUACAUCGAUUGUAUGCGCCGACUGCAGGCCAAUCUGGCAUACCUGGCAACUAUCGCCGACCGCGCCAAGAAAUCUGGAGGAGUGCCUCCUACAGCACCAAGUAUCAUGACGCCGCCCCCACACAUGCCGUCCAUGAACGAAAUGUAUAAGAAGCUCGCUGAGCUGUUCCCACGCACGGCGCCAGGCACCACUGGAACGCCCCAGCCAAGUCCUCAGGGCAAUGGAAAGCCCAGCCCCUCUCCAGCUACUGAGACCGUCGUCUGA
Molecule: messenger RNA, 558 nt
Organism: Aspergillus oryzae RIB40
Lineage: Eukaryota; Fungi; Ascomycota; Eurotiomycetes; Eurotiales; Aspergillaceae
Exons: 1
Coding region: 1-558 (185 amino acids)
Source: RefSeq, a predicted model, not a curated record